CUAUAUUCAUUUUCUGUUGAUUUCUUGUUCAACUUUUUACAAACUAUUCAUUUCACAUAGGGGUAGUCGAGAUGUUGGUGAAUUCUUCAUUCGAUUUCUUAAAAUUAUUCUCAUACGCUAGUCUCCAUAUAGACAAAAUAUACCUUCGUGUUGUGGCUUUAAUUAGAGUCGUAUUCGUAUUAAAGUGUAUUUUAUUGCUUCUGUCAACUGUGCAUUGUUCAACGAUGAUACUGUGAUAAGGUCUAAUUUUUCCUUUUUUUUUGUUCGAUGUUGAUUUUGUUGUACAGCGGGAACUCUCGAGUUUUCUGUCUAAUUGUUCCGCUCAUUAUUUAUGUUGAAGUUUAUUCUAAUGAAUAUAUUCAUACAGUGUUUUUAAUUAAAAUAUAUACCUACGUUUAUAACGUGAAACAUGAGUGUGAUGGUGAAAUGAAUCGAUCGAGUUAGGAAGUUAGGAUCGAGAUAUGUUCUAUGAAGGAAGUAUAAGAAGUCGAAUUGGAUUGCCAAUGUUACUGAAAUUGCAGAAAAUCCUAUUUUGUCAAAAUAAUCAGGAAAUUCUACCUUUUUUUACUGGAAAUUUGAAGUACGUAUUACUUUCAGCAAUGUCUUCGUCUUCGUGACAGUUCGUUGAGUUCGUCAUCGCAGAUAAAAAUGCUAUCCUGUCAAUAUUCAAAAUAUUAAAUUACUAUAAGCUUGAAAAAAUAUGAACACGGUCCUUCAAUUAAGCAAUCCUUCGGUAGGUAAUCGGUAUGAGUUAUUAUUCAACCUAUUCAUAAUACUUAUUUCGAAGACAUUUUACAGUACAAUUAAUGUGGUCUUCUGAACCUUAGCUAAAUUGUUGAUUCAUUUGUGUGGUAAUUUUAGGAGCAUUAUUACAACAAGAUCUUGAUCUUCAUCUGCAAAAAAAUGCCAAAUUUUAGUUAGGUUGUGUUUGUGCUACACAAGGCGAUCGGGAGCACAAAUGAGUCACCAUCACCAUGAAAACGCUGUAUGUUUUGGUGUUUGUGAUCUGUCAAGACUCGUCUGGUUAUUGUUAUCAUUAUCAACAUCAACAACAACAAACUGAACUGCAAAUUAGCAAUUUUUGGGUUAUGAAAAUUUUAUGUGUUGUAUAUAAUGUAGUUUGUAAGUAGUUUUCAAGUAAUUAGAUUCAUUCAUUUUUGAAGACGACGUCUUCGCUGAACCUGAGGAGAUAGAGGAAAAAUACGUGGAAUUGAUUAGGGAGAUUGCCUGUAUAAAAUUUCUCCGACUAGGAAAGUUUUGGCGGAUGGUCGUUACUCUUUAUGCCAGCAUCGAUGGUGGAUGUAAACAAGAGUAAAAUUCAGAUCGCGAAGUGCAAUAGUGCAUGUUUUUAAAAUUCGCCACGACAUUGUUCUGCGAUUUGUUGCUCCAUCCAUAACAAAGAAACCAGCGCUUAUUCUGUCCCUUCCUAAUGGCACCGUACUCAUAUUUAUUCAAUUUGUGGAAAAUGGUUAAACGCGUCGGCGAUUAUCGAGAAUGAUCCUAGAGAGCUUCAUCAGUCCUGCUUAAAUUCGAGUAAUUGCGAUACGAUCGAAUAGUUACCAGUCCUUUGUCUAAAGAAGUUGGAAUACGUAGAAUAAGAACUGAUUAUUUUACUCAUGGCAGUGUAUGAUUUUUCGAACUCCGAACUUGGAUGCACAAUUUUUGAUGGUUUCAGUUCUCGGAUCGAAUUAGCUUUGAAAUUCAGUUGAUUAUUCCCGAAUUAGUAACAUUUUUCUAGUGUAAAACCCGAAAUGACUGAAAUUGUUGAUAACGUGUACGACGUCGUAUACCCAAGUCCUCAGCCCUUAACAGAUAUCUCAGCCAUCGCAGUGGCCGUCCAACUAUGGCGUUUACACUUUAGAGAACACAAUAUAGAGAAUAUUAUUGCAUUCUAUGAAUCUGUGGCUUCUGUUCCAGACAUCAUCACCUUACGUAAAAUUAUUCCUAACGUUCCAACAGUCAUUGAUUACAUAUGUGUGGAAUAUGUGAAAAAGCUCAUAUACACGACGGAAAGAUGGAUAGAAUUUCAUUUCAGAGUUAUAUUCAGCUACCAUCGCAGCGGCUGCUUCGACAUUUUAAACGAUUUCGAAGACAUUGUAGGUGAUUUCGAUGGAUCUAUUCAUUACGUUCGAACUGCUCAAAGGAUGAUGCGUUGUGAUGGAAUUAGCCUGGAGGAAAAAUUUAGGAUCGCCUGUGUUUAUUGUUUUGAAGACGAUAUCCGAAGAAUUUGGCCGACUAUGUCAGAUAAAAUGAAUUUGGAUGAGAUGACUUUUGACGAGUGUCCUCAUUUGUAUUAUUGGGUGUGUUACAUCAGAAAUGAAUUGGAUAAAAUACCAAAUGAGGAAGGUAUUCCUGUUGAUGAUCUAAUGCUCGAUUAUACCUCAUCUCGUACUACAUCUUCGUUCGAUUAUUUUUGGAGUCGUGCGAGCUUAGAAUUUCGAUACCAUAAAGCUAUACAUUUAUCUAUGAAUUGCCGUACACCAUUUUGUGGCCGGUUCCUUCUAUCAAAGUUCAACGAACAACACCUGAAUGAGUUUAUCAAUCAGAAAGGUGGCGAUAUUAUAUUCCACACGUCAACCAGUACCGAUCAUACACAUUACGUUCUUCCAAUCUGGAUGUAUAUAAAGGACAGAAUAGAUGAAUCGAAUUUUACCAGUAUAAUAGAAAGAAUGUUAUACAACGAGAGCAAUAAUUACGAUUACUCGAUCGAAAAAUAUAAAUACAUCAUUUUGCAAUUUCACAACGAUACAGAUGUGACGGUGUCUUGUGAAAUUUGGCACCUUGCUCGGCCCACUUUGAAACGAUCGGUGAUUGAAAACCUCUUGCCGAACGAAUGGUUGUUUCAAAGAGAUGGAUCAUUAGAACCUGACUGUCCUAGAAAAGUCCAACUCUUGAUUACAAUCCUGCUGGAUGCCACUGCUGAAGAAAGGAAUGCAUUUUGGCGCAAGAAUUGGCUUAAUUUACUCACAUCGACGCGAACUUCAGAUUUAAAUCGAAUUAUGAAACUCUGCUUCGCGAACGAUAACGAAAUCUUCCAGUAUAAAAAGAACACGAUGGCAAGAUAUGAAAAUCUCAGCGAAACUGUCGCCAAAUUAUUCCACUAUGGUUAUAUCAAAGAGUUGUGCAAUAUAUUAGACUUUUGCUGUGUCGAUAUUCGUAGCAGAAACGAAUUGAAACGACGAUUUUUAGAGUCGAAUUUCCUUGUUGAAUAUCCUGUUCAAUUCGCCUUCGUUAUUCGUGAAGAGAAAGCGAUGCACGAGUUCAUCGACGGAGCUCACGAUGGCAACGCUCACCUAGCUAAUGAAUUCCGAAGUAAAUUCGUAUCUUGGCCACUCACUGUAAAACAGUUACUACCGUGCAUUAUGAUGAAUACUAUGAAUAGUUUUCAACAAGUGAUGGAGUUCGUUGACUCGUUUGCGUCAUAUGGUCAAAACGUAGACAGAUUGAAGAAGAGUCUCGUCGAAGAAUUGAAGCCCUAUCUGAUUGAAGGUGCCACUUUGUUUAGUGAUUUUAAAUAUUUGCCGGAGUUUAUAGUCUGGAGUUUGGGUGGUGAUGAAGACCUAGUUACCAAAUUCAAACAGUUCAUAUCGCCGGAUGAAGUAUUACGCAACAUGAUAGGAAAUGAAGAUUUUCCUUGUGGCCUAGACGAGUUCCUAUUGUGGUAUUUCUGCACACCAGAGAAGAUAGACGAGUUUAAGACUAGGUUAGCCGAUGUGUUUGAGAUGAUCGCUCCUGCAAUCCAAUGAUAUCUACUCGGGUGAUUUGUGGUAACCAAAGUCGAACAUACUUUUAGUAUUCGUAUAUAUGUAUUUGUGCUAAAUUUUUUGAUUGUUUGAGCUAUUUAUUUACUGUAAAUUAUAAAUUUUUAAAAAAUUGAUCUAUGUAUAAUUACUGUGAUUUACAUUUAUCAUUAUAAUCGUUAACUUGUAUGUGAUAUUAUGUGAAAUUUUAUUUUAUUUUUAAACUAGUGAUUGCGCAAUUUGAACUAGUAAUAGUUAAUGUUCAAUUUGAAAUUCUACAUGGAUAUUACUUCAAUUAUUGUGAGAUAGUGAAGGCAAUUGUAGGUUUACUGCAUUCAUUUUUUUCAAACAAAUAAUUGAGCUGAUUUUAAUCUAUUUCUUUGUUAUAGUACUUACCUAUAUAUUUUAUUAUUAUUCAAUUAUGAUGAAGUAUGUACCUAAAUGUCCUAAAUCUUUCAUUUCUGUUUGGAAUUAUAUUGGUAAGUACAUUUUUUAUCUAAGAAUUUUCAUACUUUUUUAUUUGUUUUCUCAUGAAAUUGAAUUAUGGUGUGUAAUAAAUUUUCUUGAAUUA
Planococcus citri (citrus mealybug) is the source of this 4311-nucleotide messenger RNA. RefSeq lists its product as uncharacterized. NCBI's taxonomy places the organism in Eukaryota, Metazoa, Arthropoda, Insecta, Hemiptera, Pseudococcidae. The record is from RefSeq and is a predicted model, not a curated record. The transcript is spliced from 5 exons. The coding region runs from base 1752 to 3746 and encodes 664 amino acids.